Messenger RNA from Chara braunii, 1912 nucleotides. Lineage: Eukaryota; Viridiplantae; Streptophyta; Charophyceae; Charales; Characeae. The record is from the annotation of a GenBank genome assembly.
UCGAGGAAAGUAUUGUGAGUCCUGCGUCUAAGGGAAGGGUAAGACAUGGUGUGGAGUUGUAGUCUGAUGGUCGGAUCGCAAUUGGUGAUGCUGUGGUCAUUUGUCUUACCAGGCACUGUGGAAUAUACAGAGCCAGAGCAUGCGGCGUCUGCGCGGAAGGCACUACAGCACCAUAAAGAGGAGGAAUGGCCAGAGAAGAUGAUCAUCAACUUUGUUAAACAGAAGCGAACAUUUGAUACCCUUGGAAAUGGGCAUUCAGCGCCAGCUGGUGCAGUUCUUGGAGCCGAACAAGCAUUCCUGCAGAUGGCAGGCCGAAUGCCAGUUGGUGGUCUCUGGGAUACUGCCUCGUCACUGCCUGGAGGGGGGGGGCAUGAUGGUGGUGCCUAUGGUGUUUACCCUCCAAGCCAGCUGAGUGAUAAUGCGCUGUCCUAUCAGGCAUCUUCGGGCCCGCUGGCGAAUCAUUUUGAUCAUUUUGAUCAUCUUGGACAUGAGGCGUUUGGAAACCUUCUAGGGCACGGUCCAUCGAUGGCAUCAAGCUAUGGUCAUUCUAGCUCUGGCGGUCUGCAAUCGCUCGCACCCUCGUUGGGGCCGCCGCUUGACCUUGUUUCAAAUGCGAACUCGUCAGCUGACAGAACCUUGAAAGUUUCGGACUUCCGUGUACAGGUGCAAAAGAUGUUCCCAUUGGCACAACAGAUAAGCCUCAGCAAGAAGGAGCUGGGUGCUGGGGAGAUGCGUUCAGGCUUCGUCACAUUUGGAGACGUGCCUACCGCAGUUGCAGAACGGCAUAGAAUGAUGCUCUACUGCGACAAGACCCAGAAGAGACCGCUGCAAGUGAACUACUCCAAGCAAGCGGCGGACCAGAGGCGUGACAUCAUUGGUGGUUCCGGAGUGCAGAACCCGACUGCAGUGGCGGGGCGCCUUCCUGGAUUACAUCAUGGAGAGCGUUUGUAUGAUGCCAGGGUUCCGGACCCCGCUUUACUAUACGUGAGGGAUAGCAAGGGCAAUCCUGCAUCUGCCACACUCUUUGUUGAUGGGCUUCCCCAGGAUGUAACGGAGGAUGCUGUGAGAGGGAUAUUUGCUACUCAUCCAGGUUUUAAGGAUCUUAAACUAGGGACGAAGGCACUGACGGAAGAGGAGUUUCGGACUUGCGUGGUUUUUUUUGAUAGCGUUGCAAAUGCAUGUGUCGCUCGCGUGGCACGAGAUGGGACAAGGCUUCAUGGAUGGAAGCGAGAUAUGGUCGUAAAUUUUAAGAAGUGGGCCACUCGGCGGUGAGGAAGAUGAGAAAGAUGCGUGAACGCGGUGAAGGGGGAGAUGGCCAAGGUCUGCAGAUGUAUGACUGUAAGGAAUGGAGGGGUGGUGGCGAUGGGAAUGGUGGUAGUGGCACAUAUAAUGACUGGUGAGUGAGGGAGAGGUGGUCUAAAGUGGGUGAUUAUGGGAAUGGCAGGGUAUGACAGGCAUGGAAUUUGGGGGGGUUGAAUCGUUUGUGAAAGUGAUUUGGGGGGGGCAGUGUAUGUGCCAGUCAGUGCUUCCAAGCAUAUUGAGAUUACGAACGGGCAGCUCAUGUGGAAAAGGGGGGAUGGUUGUAUCACAGCUGGUGGUAGAUAAGCUACAAUGGAAGUGGGUGGAAGUGGGUGAAGCAAAGGAGAUAUAAUAUCUUUGGGUGAAGCAAAGGAGAUAUAAUAUCUUUGGGUGAAGCAAAGGAGAGCUUCUGGGAGUUAUGGGAGUUAGAUGUGUUUUUGUGAAUUGAUCUCAUGAAGAAGGCUUCGGAUGUGAAGAAGGCGGCUAUUGGAUCUAUUGAGGGGAUAGAUACACCAGAUGUUACACCAGAUAUCUUGAGGAUGUUAUUUCACAGAUAUUGAGGAUGUUAUUUCACAGAUAUUGAGAUGUUAUUUCAGAGGCGAAGCCGUAAAAA